This is a messenger RNA of Dreissena polymorpha, 693 nucleotides long. RefSeq names its product mucin-1-like. The record is from RefSeq and is a predicted model, not a curated record. The transcript has 2 exons. Bases 1 to 693 code for a protein of 230 amino acids. Lineage: Eukaryota; Metazoa; Mollusca; Bivalvia; Myida; Dreissenidae.
AUGUUAUGCGACAGGCCCCAGUCACAACGCAGGUUAUGCGACAUGCCCAGUCACCACGCAUGGUAUGCGACAAGCCCCAGUCACCACGCAGGUUAUGCGACAAGCCCCAGUCACCACGCAGGUUAUGCGACAGGCCCCAGGAACCACGCAGGUUAUGCGACUGGUCCCAGCCACCAUGAAGGUUAUGUGCAGGCCCCAGUUUCCACGCAAAGUAUGCGUGAGGCCCCUUUCAUCACGCACGUUAUGCGACAGGCACAAGUCACCACGCAGGUUAUGCGACAGGACCCAGGGACCACGCAGGUUAUGCGACUGGUCCCAGCCACCAUGCAAGUUAUGCCUAGUCACCACGCAUGGUGUGCAACAAGCCCCAGUCACCAGGCAGGUAAUGCGACAGACCUCAGUCACGACGCAGGUUAUGCCACAGUCCCCAGUCACGACGCAGGUUAUGCGACAGGCCCCAGUCACGACGCAGGACAUGCGACAGGCCCCAGUCACCAAGCAGGUCAUGUGACAGGCCCAAGUCACAACGCAGGUUAUGCGACAGGCCCCAGUCACGACGGAGGUUAUGCGACAGGACCCAGACACGACGCAGGAUAUACGAAAGGCCCCAGUUACCAGGCAGGUUUUGCGACGGGCCUCAGUCACCACGCAGGUUAUGAGACAGGCCCCAGACAGUCGUUACGCAGGUUAUGA